AUGAACAAGGUCUUCCCCCAGGGCGAUGUCAAUGACAACAUCACUACUGAAACCAAAGCUCUCCCUGGAGGGAAAGCAGGCUGCGGUCCCCACAGCUGCUCACGCCCCAGGGCCUGCAUCUCGGCCUUCCUGCUGCUCCUGCUGGCAAUUCUUGUGGCCCUCAUCACGCUGGUGGCCAUCCUUGGACUCCCACCACGCAUGCCAGGGGCCCAGGCCUGUGUGACGCCUACUAACAGAACAGGCUUCCUAUGCCAUGACCAGAAGACCUGCAUCCCGGCCAGUGGAGUCUGUGAUAGCAUCCGCACCUGUGUCCACAGCGAGGACGAGGAUGAGGGCCUGUGCCGAGAUAUGCCCCAGAGCCUCCCCAGCUUCCUCGUGGCCCACUGUGGAGAUCCUGGCUCCUGGAUUUACUCAGACCAAAAGUGUGACGGAAUCAACAACUGCGGAGACUGCUCAGAUGAACUGAGCCCAGUGACCACGUGCCUUUCCUGUGGCCCUGGGUGGUGGCGCUGCACCCCAACUGUCUUCAAGUACUGUGACUGCAUCCCGAGGAGUCUCUGUCGGGACCACGUGCAACACUGCUCUGACUGGUCGGACGAGUACUCCUGCCCUGGACCCUGA
This is a messenger RNA of Orycteropus afer afer, 621 nucleotides long. It is a transcript of the gene LDLRAD1, whose product is annotated as low density lipoprotein receptor class A domain containing 1. The record is from RefSeq and is a predicted model, not a curated record. Gene Ontology annotation, molecular function: protein binding. The transcript is spliced from 6 exons. The coding region runs from base 1 to 621 and encodes 206 amino acids. Lineage: Eukaryota; Metazoa; Chordata; Mammalia; Tubulidentata; Orycteropodidae.